Hymenoscyphus albidus is the source of this 1691-nucleotide messenger RNA. The record is from the annotation of a GenBank genome assembly. Lineage: Eukaryota; Fungi; Ascomycota; Leotiomycetes; Helotiales; Helotiaceae.
AUGAUCUGCGAUACAUGUUUGGCAAUAGUCUAUCACGAAGGUUAUAAGAAAGAUCCACCAGAGCGUCUUGACAGCGUGCGGCAUCAUUCUUGCUAUGCAGAUGUGGAGAGUUCAGACAAGAAAGGGUGCAAGAUUUGUUCAUUCCUUCGACAGGUACUUUUCAAUCACCGCCCAGGUCACCCCUUUUCUUCCUUCGAAGAUGCCGAAGCAUAUCAAAAACGAUUAGAUCAAGUGCUGGAGCAGCCCUUUUUCUCAGUACACUUUGUUUGGGCGGAGAUUGAUGACAACUUCGCACCAUGCUGUUUGGGCCUGCAGGGUUUUAAGUACCUCCGGUCCUAUGAAGAAGAAAAAUAUCACCUUCCUUAUGUUAAUGUUUCAUCCCUGCCAGGUACAUGCUCACGAGUUAUCCUUUGUUAUUAGAUUGCAUUUAACUUUGUACAGAUGGCAUACCUCUGGACGGCCGGUUUUGGCACAUCACUGGAAGACACUUGGGGCCUAUAAUGGACUUUUCGUUGGCGAAGUGCUGGCUCAACGAAUGUGCUGGCUAGCACCAAUUCUGUUCCGCGGCGAUAAGCACUCCGCUACCUUCUCGAAUCCUUGAAUUGGGAGCUCCAGGAGAAACUCAUGAUGUACGGCUUAAGGUCAAUGCUGGCAUUUCUGAGCGCUAUGCAACUCUGAGCCACUGCUGGGGUGAAUCGCAGCCAUUAAAGCUUACCCGAUCAACAUUUGAGGAGUUUCGGACGGGGAUUGCAUUCGAAAGUCUACCACGAACUUUCCAGGACGCUGUUACUGCUGCGCAAUCGUUAGAGCUCAAGUAUCUUUCGAUAGACUCUCUAUGCAUUGUACAAGACUCAAAAGAGGAUUGGGAAGAGCAGUGUACAGCCAUGAGACAGAUUUACAAAUAUUCCUUUGUUACACUAGCCGCUCUAGGGGCCUCUGAUUGCAAUGCCGGGUUUCUUCGCAGCCGGUCACUCCCAUUGAAAGUGGACUUUCAGCUCUCCGACGGCGCUUCAGUGUUCUUAUCUCACCAUGGUUGUGCCGACUAUCCUUACGACGGGCCCCCAAAUAGGCAAGAUUACAUGCGUUCAGAUAAACGUGACUAUAGACCUUUAACUGAACAGAACUUAAGAUUAUUCAAAAGAGCUUGGAUCUUACAAGAAAGACUUCUUUCAAGUCGUGUUCUUUACUUGAGCACUUCGAGAAUGUACCUUGAGUGCUUCACAAACAAUAGAUAUGAGGACUGUCAUUAUCCGACCCCUGGUCCAGACAAAUUGCUCAGCAACAAUGUUGCGAAGUGGAAAUCUGAACAGUUGGGUAAUGAACUACAACGUUUCUCUCACUGGGAACACCUUGUCGUACGCUAUUCAAACAUGAACUUGACUUAUAGGACGGAUAGAUUACCAGCUCUUUCUGGCCUGGCAUCGGAGUUUCAUAGAGUGACCAAAGCGACAUACUUGGCAGGCCACUGGAUAGAGGACUUGAACCUGGGAUGGUUUGUAAUGCCUCAAGGGCAGUCUAAAGCGGCACUUUCAGGCUCUGAGUAUGUCGCGCCGUCUUGGUCUCGGGAUUCUUCAAAUGCUCCUAUUGAGUUCUAUCGUCCCUGGGAGGAUCCAAAGGGUAUGGUGUUUUACCAUAGAUUGAGAUUAAUCAGGCCGUCUCUUCCACAGGAAUUGAUUCGUUCGGUAUUGUGA